Molecule: messenger RNA, 4383 nt
Organism: Limulus polyphemus (Atlantic horseshoe crab)
Lineage: Eukaryota; Metazoa; Arthropoda; Merostomata; Xiphosura; Limulidae
Exons: 4
Coding region: 229-1422 (397 amino acids)
Source: RefSeq, a predicted model, not a curated record
GUUUCCAUGGCUUUUAAUAGGCUCAUUGAGUCGUAAAAAAGAACAUUAGAAAGUAGUUUACUGAUAGCAAUAAAUUGUUUAACCUGUAAGUUAUGACCCAUACAAAAUUGUUGAAUUUGUGAAUUUAAUAUGAAAGAAAAUUAGUUAUUUUCUCAAUAUAUCUAUCUAUAUAAUAUUGGAAUUCAGAAAACGCCUUUUUUAAUUUCAUGAAAAAAAGGCAAGAAAAAAAUGGCAGUUAAUAAGAAGAAACCAUCUAUGAGUAAAAAUAGGUCUACCAACUGUGUUAGUUUAAAUUUUAUCAGAAAACAUGAUUCAGCAACCUCUUCGGGAAUGGAAUUGAAUAAAGAUUUCAUAGAGCCAUUAGAAAGGGAGCUUACACAGUUAAAACUUUUAGAGAAACCUUUUGAAUCAGGAGAAGUAAAUACUUCAGUGUGCUGGCUGAUACAGAAAUUAAAAGAACAUCAUAGACAAAGAGAAGAAUCAAAUAAUACUCUAACAGAAUUACAGUCCAGUUAUGAUGAAUUAUUACUCAAAUAUGCAGAAGCACGAAAUAUAAUUGAUCAAUUAAAACUUAACAGAACUUUGGUUUCUAGUGAAAAUGAAAAACUUUGUACAUCUCAAGUAUGCGUUGCCGAUCUAAGUACUCAAAACGAGUGUAGCAAUCUCAGUAAAAGUGGUCAUUUUGUGUCUACAGAUAAAGUAUUUGUCUCCUGUCCUGAUCUGCACGCAUUGAAAAAUGGUUUUGAUAAAAACUCUGACCUUGAACUUUAUUCACAAUGUUUUAAUUUUAAUUUGUCAAAUAAUGAACUGUACAGGCAUGAUGAAAACAAAUUAUUAACCUUGAAUAAGUCUGAGAGCAGUCACUUAGUUAAUGGGGAUAAGUGGGAUCUGUUAUUUGGAAACAAGGUUGGAUCAAAAUAUUCCAGUGAUGAACUAUUUGAAGAAGAAAGGUAUAACCAGCACGUAAGUGAAACUGAUGAUGAAACAGUUAAUUCAAAAGUCAUGGAAAACGAUCAUAUACAUCAGUUAUCACUGAUACAAGAUUUGAAAGAUUUGAUUCAGUCUCUUGAAACGUCUCCAUCAUCUCCCACAAAGGAAAACUUUCUAGAACCACAGUAUGUUAAAGACGAAACCGUAGAAUGCACAAGGAGUGAUGUGCAAGAAACAUCACUAGAAAACCAUCAUAGUAAAAGUACGUACAGUGGAGAAACACAGUGGAAUAAUGCUCAGAUUAAACAGAAGAAGAAGGUUUGCAGUUGCACGUGUGUAAAUGAUCGUCAAGACAGUUUGAUGCAUGCAAAGAUUAACUUGAAGAAGACCCUACUUCUUGCACUAAGGAUAUCUACAGAGCUGGAAAAACAGUCCAGUGAGUUGCUUGGGGCUAUCACUAAUGUAAUAGGAAUGCGUCCUGAAAAACAUUAACUUGAUGUAAGUAGGAGUGGAAAUAUCCAGAAUUAAAAAAAAAAAAAGUUUUAUUUUCAAUUUUCUUUCUAACAUAACAAAGAACCAAUUCUAUACGACUGAAUAUUAAUAAUGAAGAAAACAUUUAAACUGAAAGUUUCUCACGAUAAUGAGAAGUAUUUUUUUUAUAUCAAACUUUUGUCAUUUUUGGGCACAACAUAAGCUUCCAGUUGUUCUCACCCUUAAGGCUAAAGAUCCUGCUCAUAUAGAAAUAUGUAAAGGGAGAAGAAGGAAAUCCUUAUAUGAUUUCAUUAUGAAGAAUUGAAUUUCACUAUGAAGUUUCUAAAACCAACAGACUAUUUAGGAGUUAUAUCCUGUUCUUGAGAUGUUUUUAUGACAAUAUUUUUAGGAGUUUCAGAGGUUUUCACAGACUGUAUAUGUUAACUUUGGUUCACUAAAUAAGGGGCAGAAAUUAUUACAUCACUAAACAGUUUUAUAAUACUGAAACAAGCAUUGAAUUCCUUAUAAAAUGUUAUGUAAAAUUACAAUAUAUUAUGAGACAAAAACUUAAAUGGUAAAAAAAUAAAAACAUUCCAGAAUGUUCUAAGAGCCUUGGGAUGACAUAUUGAACUUGUUUCUAGCCUUUACGACCAACUUUUCAUUAUUUCUUAUCUUACCUCCCUCUCCUUUAUAUAUUUGUUUUCAUAUAAAAGAUAAUAUGAUGUAAGGCCAACAGUGGUAAGUUGUCCAUGUUGAUGACAGGCUUCCAUCUAACAACUAAGUUCUUCUGUUCAGUUAUUAACAGUUUCAAUUAUAUAACCAAGAAAUAUUAUAUAUAUUAAUCACUGCCAUUCACAACUGCAUAGAAAAUAACUUAAAAUCAUUAUUUCGUUUUCAAGUUUUAGAUAUUCAAGAAGCUGCCUUUGAUCGGAUACUUGAGUCGUGUCUAGGCUAGGUUCACAUGUUAUUAAAUGGCUUCUUUUAUAGCAAUUCUACCACAUAACAAAUUAUUUAAGCAUGACACCACAUUCCCGGCAGUCAGACCACACGUUUACCUAGUCUACGGAUUAUUUGUGGACUUUUUUUUUUUUCCUUGAAGAAAUAUUAUGGCCAGUUUUUUUUAGCUAACAUUAUUAAUCAAGAUGUCCUUAAAAUAAGGUAGCUGUCCAGGGAAGUUAUAAAAAGUUCCUCACUGAUUUUUUCAACCUGAAGCAUCAGCUAAAGUAAUAUCCAUAAUUCUUAUCCAGUUGUAUCUUUCAUUGAUACUGAAAUUAUAUUGUAUGAAGUCUUUACUUUAAUUCCAUAGGCUAUAUGUCUAUUUCCAUGAAGUUAUUCAACAAUUCUCGCAGUACCUGAUGUUCUUUUUUUUAUUUCCUUGUUUUUGUAGAGUUUAUUCUCUAAAUGUAUAAAAUAGUUUUCUUUUAGGCUUGGUAUAGGUUUCAAACCACAUGUCGUGCAUAAUUUUUUACAAAAAAAAGCUCCAUUUUGUGAAAUAUUUAUGUUUUUAGUGCUUCUUGUGACUGGUUAAUUAAAUGAUUAAAAAAAGGCUAGUAACUCGUAAGGUUGAAUUAAUGCCUUUUCCCAUUUUUGAGGCAAGUGUACAUUGUAAGCUGCUAGAAAAGCAUACCAUUCAGGCUUAUGUGGGAAAAGUUAAGUAACUUAGCUUAGUUGAUGUUUGAAUCCCCGUCUAUCCUAAUUAGCUUAGCUUCCAAUGUAAUUAGUACCUACAUCUCUCUUCAGCCACUUAGCUCAUAUGAUAUUUGAACCUGCAUUUUAUUACCACAUUUCUCCUGAUCAGCUCAGCACAGCUACCAAUUGAACUUACAAUUUCUCCUGAGUAGGCCUAGUGGAUAGGGCAUAUGACUCACAAUCCCCAGGUUGUGAGUUCUAAUUCUGUCACUGAACUUACUGACUCUUUCAGCUGAAGGAGUAUUUUAAUGUGAUGGUAAAGGAUAGCCCAAAAGUUGGCAGUGGAUGAUGAUGACUAGCUGCCUUCCCUCUAUCUUUGUGUGAAAUUUAACAAACUCUGCUAAGCAUCUCAGCUUACAUGACAUUUAAAUCUACAUUUCUUCUGAGCUGCUUAGCUCAUAUGGCAUUUGAAUAUAUAUUUUUCAAAAGCUUAGCUAAAAUUAUUAUAGAUUUAUUAUUUGUUUGUAUAAAAGCCAAGAUUUUUUAAGCCCAAACGUCUUACUUUGCGGGAGAUAUGACACAGUUUCACUAGUAGGUUAGUUGGGUGCUAUUGAAACAAAAUAACACAUUACCACCCUUGUGGUGUUCUAGUAUGUUCUUUCAGGUGCAGAAAGUGUAACCUUUUCCAAUAGAAAUGUUUGAUGAAAAAAAAAAGGGUAUUCUGAUGAUAAAGCUGCAUGAAUUUUUACAAAUUAUGAACAAAAAAAAACGUUUUAAUAAACCAUGGAACUUUAGUAUUUGGAUAAUUUUCAGUUGCAGUUUGAAUUACGUUAUUUCACUCCUUUACAGUUUAGGUUUCUUUAUUAUUAUUUCUAAGAAACAUUAUUAUGUUCUUGUAACAAUUCUUAGCUUAAGGAAGGUCAGGUUAAAUUGAAAUAUGUUUUGGCAGUUGUAUUCACUUCCAGUGGAAUAACAGAUUGAUAAAAUACUUUUUUAAAUUUCCUUCUCUGCUAUGACAACUUUAAAAUUUUAAGUUCAUACUCUAUGUACUUAUAAAGUGGAGUCAGUUAUUUUAAUAAGCAUCUUUCUUCCAAGUCUAAUAGUGUUGUUAGAAAGAGUGUAGUUUACAUCCAAUGAAUUUAUUCUGUGACAAAAAAAAAAUCAGUUUAAGAAGAUAUGUUCCUCAUUAAAUUUCCUUCUCUGCUAUGACAACUUUAAAAUUUUAAGUUCAUACUCUAUGUACUUAUAAAGUGGAGUCAGUUAUUUUAAUAAGCAUCUUUCUUCCAAGUCUAAUAGUGUUGUUAGAAAGAGUGUAGUUUACAUCCAAUGAAUUUAUUCUGUGACAAAAAAAAA